CAUGUCAUGUGUCUGCUACAGAUCUUGCUUAUUAUUCACCUCGGUUAUUGGUUCAUGAAAACAGAAAAUGAUUUUCUAAUUUUUUAUGUCAUCAUUAUUUAAUCAACAUAAAUUUUCAAUUCAAUUGUGUGGGUCUGAUCAAGUAGAAUCUUUACUCUGUUCUCCUAUGCAUUGUGUAGACUCCUCUACAGAUCCAGUAUAUUAUUUGCUCCUGCUGUUGUCUUUGAAGAACCACUUCAUGAUGUUAGAUUAAUUUAUUUCAAGCAAAACCAGUUUGGUUGUACAAGUUUGAUCAUUCAAUCUUCACUUAAGGCUCUCGGUUUUGUUGUUCAUUAUGUCUGCCUUUUUCCUCCGUUUUUAUGAACAAAAGCACCAUGGAUUUUCAGCCUGUCUGUUUUGAUUGCUAAUCAGCAAACAUUUCCAAUUCAGCUGUGUACAUGACUAAGUAUAAACUUCAUUUUGUAUCUCAUUCUUCUGUAUAUCACCUCCCUUCUACAGAUCUGUUAUUAUUUCCUUGCUGUUGUUGUAUGAACUACACCAGACACCAUAUGUUUUUUGUUCAUUUAUUUCAAUUGUUACUUGGUAACUUUUCCGAAGCACAUCGGCUAAUCUUAUUGAACGUACUUACCUCUCUCAAAAUGAAAAUACCUUCUACUUUUUUUAUUUUGCAACAAAUGAUCAUAACCAUGUAUAACUUAAGCUCGCUUCCACAACAGUUAUUUCACUUGUAUCGUUUCUUAUUCAUCAUAUUCCUUAUUAUGGUGUGUUUGGAUGGAGGGUGGAGGAGGAAAGGGGAAGAGGAAUUUGGAUUUAACCUUGUUUGGGAGUUCUAUUAGGAGGGUAGAGGAGUAGAAGUUAGGGAAAUUUUGCACUAAAAUCUUAACCCCCCAAAUUGGGGAGUAAAGGAGGGGAAGGGAACAGAAGGAAAAGUUUAAUCUUCCUUCCCUUCCCUUAGUGAUCUCCCAAACAUGUCAUAAGUAUUCUGACAUAUAACUUGUAAAUUUCAUAUAAUCAUGGCAUAAAACUUUGUAUCUGUUUUUCUGAAACAUCACACAACUAAGGCAUGUUUUAAUACUGUUAAAUUCUACUUAAAACUUCCCAUAAGCUUAAGCCCGAUGCUGAAAAGGGUGAGAAGGCAUGGCCUCUGUACCUCAAUAAUAGGGGCCGUCCCAUUGGUGACUAUACUGAGAAAUGGGGAAAGUAUGUGGGGGCGGAGAACCGUGUGUACUGCAAAUAUCCUCUCCAUUUAGAAUGGGGUGAUGAACAUAAUAGGUCAUUUGACGAUUUCUUUAUAAGAUGUCAGAAGGAUUAUGAGUUUCUCCUCGUGGAUCCUAAUCAGCCUCUCUCGGAUCAUAUUGUUUAUCGAGGAAUGAAGUCUCAGCUGCAGGAGAGGGUCCGAUAUAAUAGGUGUCAGGUAAAACAUGAGUGUUAUGAGGUGUGGAAAAAUACUCCCGAAGCAGAGAGGGAGGCUCUUUGACGUACUCUGGUGUUUUUUUGGAUUGAUAAAGACUCAUGAGCUACAUUGUGCAUAUAUUAUGAUUCAGAGGGCGUACUCCGACGUUUUCUUAAUUUGGUCCAGUCAUGUGCAUCGCACGGGUAACAACUGAAUUAAUGGAGCGGGUCAUCGAAAAGGCAACCUCGUCAGGGGUCGAUUCAACCCCAGAGGAUGAUGCACUUUCUUUCAUCCAGAUGUUAGAUUCCUUGCACGGAGGGCAUCACGGUGGUUAUGAAAGAGCUAUGGGCAUUGGUGUCACUCGGUCUUAUUUGAGGGCGUCCAACAUAUCAGAAAUCGGCACUUCUAAUCAGGAGCUACGUCGCGAGGUUGUUGAUCUUAGAGCUCGGGUAUCUGAGAUGGACAGUCUUAGGGAGGAGCUUAGGUUUCAGAUGCAUUGGAUUAAUAACAAUAUGGUUAAUUCUCAGGGCGAUUGUCAUGCUCACACUCCUAAUGAUCCACCAUCUUUUACUCGUCCUGUUCUAAUUCCUCAGCCCGCUGCCAAUAUACUACAUUCUGCUCAUCCUGCUUCGACUUGUAAUACUUCUACUUCCAGUGCUCAAGGUUUAUCACAGGAGAAUCUUGUUAGGAUAUUUGCAGACUUGAGGCGUUCAGGUUUGUCCCAAGAGGACAUUCUUCGAGGAAUCUCUUCUUUUCCUUGACUUGAUUGAUUAUGUUGUGUAUUUUGGAUAUUAGAGACAAAUAUAUAAUAUUAGAUGCUUUUCAUUGUGAGAUAUUGAGUAAUCAUUAUGUAUGUAUAUGUUUUGUCACUAAGUAUAUUGAGUAAACAUUGUGUAUGAAUAUAUAGCAUUGGAUAUUUAGCAAAG
Messenger RNA from Asparagus officinalis (garden asparagus), 2319 nucleotides. RefSeq lists its product as uncharacterized. The record is from RefSeq and is a predicted model, not a curated record. The coding region runs from base 1582 to 2154 and encodes 190 amino acids. NCBI's taxonomy places the organism in Eukaryota, Viridiplantae, Streptophyta, Magnoliopsida, Asparagales, Asparagaceae. The transcript has 4 exons.